Molecule: messenger RNA, 3404 nt
Organism: Prunus mume (Japanese apricot)
Lineage: Eukaryota; Viridiplantae; Streptophyta; Magnoliopsida; Rosales; Rosaceae
Product: Adaptor protein complex AP-1, gamma subunit
Biological process (GO): vesicle-mediated transport; intracellular protein transport
Cellular component (GO): AP-1 adaptor complex; membrane coat; Golgi apparatus
Source: RefSeq, a predicted model, not a curated record
UUUUUUAUUUUAAUUUCCGUUUACAAAGACCAAAAAAGGGAGCAUUCAUCGUAAGUGGAAGGAAUAGAAUAGACCCUGAAACAAAAAAGAAAAACUCAACAAAAUAUAUACUCACUCUCAGAUCCAAAUCUCUCUUUCUCUCUCUGAGCCUCUUCCUCAGAUCUCUCUGGUGACAUAUUCGGAUCUCCGAUUUGCAAUUCGGACUAUCCACCUUGCCGCCCGAAUCGGUGGGUAUUUGAUCGCCUGCCGCUGCUGCUAGGCUUUGCUCUCCCAUUUUCGGAUCGGAUUGAGCUUUCCCGGAGCUUCACCACGGACCCAAUCAUGAAUCCCUUCUCUUCCGGAACACGCCUGAGGGACAUGAUUCGGGCUAUACGUGCUUGCAAAACUGCGGCAGAGGAACGUGCUGUUGUAAGAAAAGAGUGUGCUGCUAUUCGUGCUGCCAUAAAUGAAAAUGAUCAAGAUUACAGGCAUCGUAACCUGGCUAAGCUCAUGUUCAUCCACAUGCUGGGUUAUCCCACCCAUUUUGGUCAAAUGGAGUGCCUGAAGUUGAUUGCAUCUUCUGGUUUUCCUGAGAAGAGAAUAGGGUAUCUUGGCCUCAUGCUGCUUCUUGAUGAAAGACAAGAAGUUCUAAUGUUGGUCACAAACUCGUUGAAACAAGAUCUCAAUCACUCAAAUCAGUAUAUUGUGGGACUUGCUCUUUGUGCUUUGGGAAAUAUUUGUUCAGCAGAAAUGGCUCGUGAUCUUGCACCCGAAGUGGAAAGAUUGCUGCAAUUUCGAGAUCCAAAUAUUCGGAAAAAGGCAGCGUUGUGCUCUAUAAGGAUUAUAAAGAAAGUCCCUGAGCUGGCGGAAAAUUUUAUUAAUCCUGCUGCUGCCUUACUUAAAGAAAAGCAUCAUGGUGUUUUAAUAACAGGAGUUCAACUUUGUACAGAUCUUUGUAAAGUCAGUGAAGAUGCCCUUGAAUAUUUUAGAAAGAAGUGCACAGAGGGUUUGGUCAAAACUCUAAAGGAUGUAGUAAACAGUCCAUAUGCCCCCGAGUAUGACAUUGCUGGGAUCACAGAUCCUUUCCUUCAUAUUAGGUUGCUUAAGCUUUUGCGUGAGUUGGGCCAAGGAGAUGCAGAUGCUAGUGAAUGCAUGAAUGACAUACUUGCUCAGGUGGCAACAAAAACCGAGUCAAACAAAAAUGCAGGGAAUGCGAUUCUGUAUGAAUGUGUAGAAACCAUCAUGAGCAUUGAAGAUAAUGGUGGCUUACGUGUGCUUGCCAUAAAUAUUUUGGGAAGAUUCUUAUCGAAUCGUGACAACAACAUUAGAUAUGUUGCAUUAAACAUGCUGAUGAAGGCAAUUACAGUUGAUGCUCAAGCGGUGCAGAGGCAUCGGGCAACUAUCUUGGAAUGCGUAAAGGAUUCAGAUGCUUCAAUUCGAAAAAGGGCCCUUGAACUUGUUUAUGUUCUUGUGAAUGAGGGCAAUGUGAAACCUCUGACAAAAGAACUAAUUGACUAUUUGGAAGUAAGUGACGAAGAAUUCAAGGGAGAUCUUACUGCAAAAAUUUGCUCCAUUGUUGCAAAGUUUUCCCCCGAGAAGAUUUGGUACAUUGAUCAGAUGCUCAAGGUUCUCUCUGAGGCUGGAAAUUUUGUAAAAGAUGAAGUGUGGCAUGCGGUUAUCGUUGUGAUAAGCAAUGCUUCUGAUCUUCAUGGAUAUACAGUUAGGGCGUUGUACCGAGCAUUACAAUUAUCAGCUGAGCAGGAAAGUCUCGUUCGGGUAGCAAUUUGGUGCAUUGGGGAAUAUGGUGACCUGUUGGUAAACAACGUUGGCAUGCUCGAUGUAGAGGAUCCAAUAACAGUAACAGAGUCUGAUGCUGUGGAUGUUAUAGAGAUUGCAAUUAAGCACCAUACGUCGGAUCUCACAACCAAAGCAAUGGCUAUGGUUGCUCUGUUAAAGCUAUCUUCACGUUUCCCAUCUUGUUCAGAGAGGAUCAAGGAUAUAGUUGUUCAAUACAAAGGAAGCCUUGUUCUUGAAUUGCAGCAAAGAUCCAUUGAAAUGAACUCUAUUAUUGCGAAGCAUCAGAACAUUAGAUCUACACUGGUUGAAAGGAUGCCAGUUUUGGAUGAGGCAACUUUCAUUGGAAAGAGGGCUGGUUCUAUACAAGCUACUGUUUCUCCUUCUUCUGGUGCUUCAAUCAAUCUACCGAAUGGAGUUGCCAAACCUACUGCAGCUCCUCUUGUGGAUUUACUUGAUCUAGGGUCAGAUGAUGUGCCAGCACCUAGCUCCUCCGGUGGUGAUUUGCUUCAUGAUCUUCUUGGUGUUGAUUUGUCAACGGCUUCUACACAAUCGGGUGUAAAUCAUGCUCCAAAAAAUGGCACCGAUGUUCUACUGGAUCUCUUGUCUAUUGGUUCACCUACCCAAAGCAGCCAAUCUGUCUCUGAUAUGUUAUCCUCCAGUCAAGAUAACAAAACACCUGUUUCACCAUUAGAGGGAUUAUCAUCCCCAUCUUCGAAUUCCAUACAACCCACUUCUUCUGCAGGAGCUGCUCCAGCAAUUGAUUUGUUGGACGGCUUUUCCUCCAACCCACCAAAACAGGAAACAGAAAACAAUGGCACAGCUUAUCCAUCUGUAGUGGCAUUUGAGAGCAGCAACUUGAAGAUGGUGUUCAACUUCUCAAAGCUGCCUGGAAAUCCGCAAACGACAGUGAUCGAGGCUACAUUCACUAAUUUGUCAAUGAAUAUCUAUUCAGAUUUUAUUUUUCAGGCAGCUGUUCCAAAGUUUCUUCAACUGCACUUAGAUCCAGCUAGCGGCAAUACUCUGCCUGCAAGUGGUAAUGGGUCCAUCACACAAACAUUGAGAGUUACCAACAGCCAACAUGGAAAGAAAUCUCUUGUCAUGCGUAUAAGAAUAGCUUACAAGAUGAACAACAAAGAUGUCUUGGAGGAAGGACAAAUCAGCAAUUUUCCUCGUGGUUUAUGAGGCUGAGUAGUUUUCAUAGAUGGUAAAAAUGGUGAUGCACAAGUAUACGUUUUCCUUCUCGCUGUCCACGACGUCAGUGGAGUCUUUUCCUUAGAAAAUUGCUCAAUUUGGGGUGGCAUGUCCUGUGGCAAUUGGGACUGAUUUUGUUUGAAGUAUGUGGUUUAUCCAAUGGCUUGAUACCUCCCCUGUCCCACAUUUUUCUUCCCCUUGUACCUGGUUUAUGUACAUUAUUAAAGUUCUUCAUGUACGAAAUUGUGGGAAUUAAAUUUUGCUUAUGAUGCACAAGAGGAGGGAGCUAGUUGCAUGUUGAGAUCUUGAGGUCAUAGUUUGCUUUUUAGUUUGGAUUUGCUCGCUAGCCUUAUUGUUUGAGAUCAUAGUUGUUGUUGGGAAUCAAAUUGAAUUGCAAAUCAGUUAUAUAUUCGAUUUAAUGUAACAAUUUUCACCAA